Trametes versicolor FP-101664 SS1 is the source of this 2547-nucleotide messenger RNA. RefSeq names its product MFS general substrate transporter. NCBI's taxonomy places the organism in Eukaryota, Fungi, Basidiomycota, Agaricomycetes, Polyporales, Polyporaceae. Gene Ontology annotation, cellular component: membrane. Bases 1 to 2547 code for a protein of 848 amino acids. Gene Ontology annotation, molecular function: transmembrane transporter activity. The record is from RefSeq and is a predicted model, not a curated record. Gene Ontology annotation, biological process: transmembrane transport. The transcript has 13 exons.
AUGGACUCCCUUCCACUAGAGACGCUGCAGCACAUCUUCGAAUUCGCUUGCGCCGACGGAGGGUUCACCGGCAACUCUCUAUCGCUUACUUCCAAGCAGAUACGCGCCGCUGCGCGUCGCAGCCGCUUUCACAUUCUGCGUCUCUCCGACUCGAGCGACACUUUCCGGCAAUUCGUCGCGUUCUUCGAGCGCGAAUGUAACAGCUUUGGGCACGACGAGAGGCCACACGUUCGUCAUCUAUUCUUGACGCUGACCUCUCUCCCAACCGAGGCCGUCAACGUCGCGCAGGCCCUGCAGGCCCUUCGACAAUCCCGGGGAUCUACAACGAGUUCCCAAGCUAUUCAGUCGUCUAACGACCCCACGCCGCAGCAGGAGACUCCAGCGGUGCCGCCUCUCCGAUCUCGCGAGCAGGCCGUGCAGGAGCUCGUCCGACUUGUCGCGCCGGACCUGUGGACUCUUGUCAUCGACGCAGUCCCUGACGGCUGGCGAGACCAUAUCCGAUACCCCACUCUUGAAUACAAAUUUCCGCUCGUGCGCCAAGUGACCUUCAUAGGGGUACCAUGGCCCACCGAUCUCCUGGAUCCCAAAAGAAAACGGUCGCCGGUCUUCCCCGUCGCGACGCACCUCUAUCUCAGCUCCCACCUGUAUAGAAACGACCUCCAGCUAUCUGCAUGGUCUGUUAUCGCACCCCGCAUCACGCACCUGCGUAUCUCCGGCAUCGUACACCAGUACCAAGUCAAGCAGAUCGCAGACGCCGUCGGGGUGUCUGUGUCAGUGAGCACUGCGCCCGGCUCCGCUGUGUUGUCGAGCGCAUCCUCCUCGGGGCAGCGUGGGCCUCCCUCGCCUCGGACACGCCCCAGCAUACGCUACCUCAUCACGGAGCCGAUGCAGAAGCUUCCGGGUACACUUGCGUCCCACAGGAUUGUGGAAGAGGAGGUGGAGCGUGGCCUGAGGGAUGUUGCGCGUGGAUGUCGCCAUCCGGACAUCGGCAUCCAGGUUGUGCUGCUUGCAAAGCCUAAGGUUCAUGAACUGCGAGAUGUCCUCGCCUCAAACCCACACGGUGCUGAGCGGCAGCUUCUCCGAGCCAAGGAAGGAAUCAGACAUCGUGGUGAACAGCCACCACGUGCGGUAGCACUCAGCGAUGCAAACGACGCCGACGCUGGGGACAUCGAGCUUUUACCUGUAACGAUCGGCACUACCAACGGAGCUCAGGGUGUAUCUUCCGUCGUUGACACGACCCUCCGAGUCGCGGAUCCCGAGCGCGGCUCGACGGUCUCGCAGAGUCCAUCUGCCCAGGCCUACACGGAGUUUGGCCAGACUUUGGCAGCACCGGACCCCGCCUUGGCCGCCGUGCACAAGAGGAAGAGCUUGGUUCAUUUCGCUGCGUUGUGUGGAUGUCUGUUCGUGAACGGGUGGAACGACGCCACGACGGGGCCGAUGCUCCCCCGGGUUCAAGAGAAGUACGGGCUCGGAUUCGCUAUCGUCUCCCUCAUAUUCGUGUUUGGGGCGGUCGGCUUCCUUAGCGGAGCGUUUGUGAACGUUUAUCUCACCGACCGGCUCGGCUUUGGGAAGGUCUUGUUUCUAGGUUCUCUCUGUCAAAUCGGUGCAUACGCCGUGCUCGCCCCAGCGGGCCCCUUCCCCCUGAUAUGUUUCGGGUACCUCGUCAUCGGGGUUAUGCUCGCGAUCCAAGCUGCACAGGCGACCGGGUAUGUCGCCAGCCUGAAAAAGGACUCAAACGCCAAGAUGGGCUACUUGCAUGGCAGCUACGGGUUGGGUGCACUGCUUUCGCCCCUCGUCGCUACGGAAUUCGCCAAGAGCCCAAAGUUCUGGGCGUUCCACUACAUCAUAUCUGCUGGUCUGUAUGUUGUGAACACGGCGGUGUUGUGGUACGUGUUCCGGGGCAAGAGACAGGAGGAAAUCAUGGCGGACGAGGGAGAGAGCAGCAGCGACUCGGACGGCGUUGGCUCCAACAAAUUCAACCAAAUGAUCAGGAACAAAGAUGUUCACUUCCUGUCAUUCUUCGCCUUGAUUUACGUCGGAGUCGAAGUCACUAUGGGGGGCUGGAGCGUAACCUACAUCCUGGAGCAACGCCAUGGCAGCUCCAAUGCAGGAUACAUAUCUUCUGGAUUCUUUGGCGGUAUCAUGCUCGGGCGGGUACUCUUACUGUGGUUCAACACGAAGAUCGGAGAGCGACGGGCGCUCUUCCUUUACGCUGCCCUUGUCAUCGGCCUCGAGGUCACAGUCUGGGUCGUCCCGUCGCUCAUCGAGAACGCCGUGGCCGUCGCGCUCGUCGGCCUCUUCCUCGAGCCCAUGUUCCCCAUCCUGAUGAACCACUCCACGACCAUCCUCCCCCGCUGGCUCCUCACCGCGUGUGCAGGGUACAUCGCUGGGGCGGGCCAGGCGGGGUCCGCGGUGCUGCCGUUCAUCACAGGGCUGCUCGCGUCCAAGUUUGGGAUUACGACCUUGCCGCCCUUCGUGGUCUCGAUGAUGUCGACGCUUCUGGUUCUGUGGGCUGUGAUUCCCCGUGCACGCUACGUGCCGACGUAG